CCCAUUGGUCAAAGCAAAGAUUGCCUUGAUGUGUUUACAGUCUCGUCAAAACAGAACAUUUUCAUAGGAACAAAUACUUAGGUUUUAUUUCAUUAUGGAUAAUUUAAAACAGCAAGUUAUGAUUAAUCAGUUUGUACAUGCAGCUGGAUGUCACGCAGAACAAGCCAAGCAGUUUUUACAAGCAGCACAAUGGCAUUUUGAGGCAGCAUUAAGUAUGUUCUUUCAAGAGUCUACUGUACCCAGUAUGUGUAGAACAUGUAACAGAAGUCACACGAAUGGCAAUUACCCGUUGUGCACACCAGCAAAUACACCUGCUACUCCGCCCAAUUUUCCUGAUGCUUUGGCAGCACUUGCCAAACUUACAACAGGAGACAAAGUAUUUGGGGGCUCCCCCCACCCUCAUUCUAGUUUCUCAUAUCCCUCCCCUACACAACAAGCUCAGCCAGGAAUGGCUCACUCACCAAAUAGCAUGCACAUGCAAAUAGAGGCCAACAGUAGAUAAAUCUGUUGAGAACUCUCCAUAUUUAAGUUUCGGCAGCUUUUGGAGAAACAUCGUUUAAAUAGCCAAGGACUACCUGCCGAUGUUUAGAUUAUUUUGGAAAAAAAAAAAAAAGAAUUAUUCUCACUCUUCAUUGAAUAUUUGCACAAAUUCUAGUGUUAUGCGGUGUUGCAAGACAUUUUGAAAUGUUCAGGGAUUGGAGUUUACUGACAUGGAAAAAAAACACAAGGCUUAGGAUUUCUAUAGAUGUUUCUUUCAAUUUUUUUUUAUUUUUUUUUGUCACAGAGUGACUUAGUUUUACAAUAUUUUAUUUCUUUAAAAAAAUAGUUGAACAAUUGUGUGUCAUUUAUGAUGCAGAGAUGAAAUACACUAUGAAUAGCAGCAAAAACCAAGUUUAUGUAGUGCUACAGUUUAUUGGCCCGUGCUUAAAAUGAUAAAAAAAAAAAUUAUUUGUCAACAUUUUGUUAAAGGUUUCUUUUAUUCUCAAAACUUUGUAUAGAAUUACAUCUGUGAGUGGAUCAUUUUUCUAUCAAAGUUAUAAAUGUAAGAAUAAGUUCUUAAUUAAAACUGACUCAUCUUGUGCAAGUGUGAGUGUAACUGACUGAUCACAUUUUAAACGUGAUUGCUAAGGCCUCUGUGUUCAAAUGAUUUCCCCUGUUUCUAAAAAAAGAAAAAAUAAAUAAACAAUCCAUUUUACUUUUUUUUUUAGCUGGGCAAAUAUUCCUUGUAGUGUACAUUUGAUGUUUCAACAAAUAUUUUUUUUUGUGUGUUAAAGAUUGUUUUAAGAUUUAUUUCUGACAUGGGUCUGUGAUUUUUUUUUUCGACUGUCAUAUAAAUUAUUUGUACCAGUGGCAAAUGGUUGAAUUAAUCUGGCACCAUUAAACAUUGUUGUACUAAUGUACCAGCUGAGUGUGAUGAGGUAUGUAGACGUUUUCCUUUGUUGUCAAUUCUCUCUUCUAAGAAAAGAAAUGGUGUGCAUUGUUUGCAAUCCUAUGAACUAUUGUGUCAGAUUUGAAUGAAUAUCUGUGUUGCAUGAUUACAACUAUAAAUGAAACUUUCAUCCCAACCCAAGGUAUGGUCUGAGGUAUUUUCGUGACGUACUAUAUUGUUUAAACAACAAAUGAAAGCAUAUCAUUGGUUUGUAAUAUCUUCAGGUCAAGUGUGUUCUCUACAUAUUUAUAUUCUGCAGCCCGCACAUAGUACACACACCUAUAGUUAGAUGAAUAAUUUGUAUUCACAGACAUUAGUGUUCAUUUUUAUUUUUAAAAAAAAAAGCAUUCUCAUGUUCCAUUAUAUGGCUCUUAUGUUGUACAAAUUCUGAGAGGAACAUUGGAGUACUUAAUAUUAGUGCAUAGUAUGUUUUGGAACCAUUCAAUGUCAGAAUACAGCACUACCGGUACUAGUGUCACAUAUAAAGUUCUGAUAUUCUUUCAACCAUACUUUAUUUCAUUAAUAGUUCUUGGGUUAAGAGCUGAGAAUUGUUUUUAUAUAUAAACUUCAUGUUGUUAUUAAAACAUAACAUUGACUACGAGUUGCAUCAUCUCUCACAAAGCUUACAGUGUAGUAUAACUAGACUCUGGGUUUUGAAGACUAGUCUGCACUUCUCAUUCUCGCAUUUUCUUUUCAGGAUGUUCCCAUUCACAACAACUUGAUUCAUAGUAAUAUUUUGUUUGUGUACAUGACACCUUUCACUGAUACAUUUGACUUUUUUUUUUUUUCGCCUGUUAAAUUUGUAAAGUUAAAAAAAAAAUGCCAAGUUGUCUGUACAUAGAAAUGGUUUUCUUGUGUUUCAGGGUUGGUGAGAUAGAAAUGUUUUACUUUCUCCCUAAGUAAGAAAUUUCAAUAUAUAAUAUUAUCUAAGUUUUUUUGUGUUUUUUUCCUAGGUUUUCUUAAUUCAUUCUAAUGGCCACUUCUUGUUACUGAAUUGAUAUGUAGAUUUUGUCUUUUUCAUAUAUUUUGUGGAUUUUUUUUUUUAUUGUGUUGAUUUUUUUUAAUGUAAAAAUGACCUCAUUACAUCAAGUGUGUAUGUGUGUGUAUACCUUGCUGCCUAUAUGUUUCUGUAUGUGAAUUUUUAAUGUUUUAUGAAGUAAAUAAACAAUCAUAUUUAUACUUCCA
Molecule: messenger RNA, 2614 nt
Organism: Biomphalaria glabrata
Lineage: Eukaryota; Metazoa; Mollusca; Gastropoda; Planorbidae
Product: UBA-like domain-containing protein 1
Exons: 3
Coding region: 95-502 (135 amino acids)
Molecular function (GO): protein binding
Source: RefSeq, a predicted model, not a curated record